Dryobates pubescens (Downy woodpecker) is the source of this 984-nucleotide messenger RNA. RefSeq names its product nei like DNA glycosylase 2 (gene NEIL2). The transcript has 4 exons. Bases 1 to 984 code for a protein of 327 amino acids. Gene Ontology annotation, biological process: base-excision repair. The record is from RefSeq and is a predicted model, not a curated record. Gene Ontology annotation, cellular component: nucleus. NCBI's taxonomy places the organism in Eukaryota, Metazoa, Chordata, Aves, Piciformes, Picidae. Gene Ontology annotation, molecular function: DNA-(apurinic or apyrimidinic site) endonuclease activity; DNA N-glycosylase activity; zinc ion binding.
AUGCCAGAGGGCCCCUCAGUGAGGAAGUUCCAGCUGCUGACCUCCCCUUUUGUGGGACAAGUGGUGUCCAAGGUGGGGGGAAGCACAAGGAAGAUCAAUGUGAAUGAUCUGAACGCCCUGAGGCUCCAGGACUCCCAGGUUCAUGGGAAGAAGUUGUUCCUGGCAUUUGUGGCAGCUGAAAGUCCCUCAGCACCAACUGCAGAAGAGACAGUGCUGCAAAGAGAGGCUGCUAGUGGGGCAAGUUCCCCUGGCCAGGAAGGGCAAGAAGAGGUUUGUGCUGCACAGGCAGAUCCCCAGGAUGAGGAAGUGCAGGAACUCCAGCACACCAGGUCUGAAAUCCCAGAUGCAGCAGAGGGUCUGGGCCGCUGGCUGUGGUUCCGCUUCGGCUUGUUUGGCAGCGUUCGGGCAAACGAGUUCUCCAGAGCAAACAAAGCCAACAAGAGAGGGGACUGGAAGGAUCCCACACCCAGACUGGUUCUGCACUUUGAGAGUGGAGGGUUCCUUGCUUUCUACAACUGCCAGAUGAACUGGUGCUCCUCUCCAAGGGUUGAUCCUGCUACUGACAUCCUGUCUGUGGAGUUCCACCGUGGCCGGGCGUUGGACGCUCUCCACAAACCCAGUCCCAUCUGCUACAUCCUCUUAGACCAAAGAUAUUUUUCAGGGUUGGGAAACAUCAUAAAGAAUGAGAUCCUGUACCUGGCCAAGAUCCAUCCAUUAACACGAGGCUCGCUCUUGGCUCGCUCGGAUCUGGAGCAGCUGCUUGACUGUGCCAUUCAGUUCAGCUCUGACUGGCUGCACAGCAAGCUGCGUGGUGAAGGGCUGCACCUUCAGAUCUACCAGAAGCAGCAGUGUCCCCUCGGGCAUGCAGUGAUGAAGGGAACCUUUGGACCCCCAGGUGGCUUUAAGAGACUUACAUGGUGGUGUCCUCAGUGCCAGCCUGUGCUGCUGUCAGGGGAUGGGGAUCAUUCCUCAGUCACUGAGUGA